Molecule: messenger RNA, 540 nt
Organism: Dibothriocephalus latus
Lineage: Eukaryota; Metazoa; Platyhelminthes; Cestoda; Diphyllobothriidea; Diphyllobothriidae
Source: the annotation of a GenBank genome assembly
AUGUCGGAUACCUUGGCGAAUCUAAAAAGGCGGGCCUCCAGAAAGGUUGUGGAGCUAUACCAUCUGGAAUGCACACCCGACACCUAUGCCCCGAACGACACCAAACUUUUCGCGUCAAAAUACAAAAUCCGCGACAUUCUGUUUGACCUCCUAGACAUGCUUAAACAGUCCGGCGAUGAUCUAACUUCCUCCGAGUCCACUCUUUUAUGGUCCUUUUUUAACCUCAAACUCGCCACAACUUUCAUAGAGACAGAGGAGAAACAGGAAGCGCCCUCCUCAUAUCACGAUGCAGAUGAGAAGAACACGGAUGCCGAGUCUACGGCUCUGUACUGGUUGCGCAGGGCGGAGGCGGUCUUCCGCAUCUAUUCCCGCGUCUUUGGAGGUGCCAUUAGAGGCAGCGCGCCUGAGUGUUGGGAAAGUUUGGGUUUCUUUGACAGUCUGGAUGUCAGCAACCCCGGCACCGACAAAGACACCACUGAGUUGGUGAAGGAGAUAAUGUUUGAAACAGGCUACACUACCACUCUAUUCAUGCUCGCUCAA